Molecule: messenger RNA, 1303 nt
Organism: Ectocarpus sp. CCAP 1310/34
Lineage: Eukaryota; Phaeophyceae; Ectocarpales; Ectocarpaceae
Source: the annotation of a GenBank genome assembly
AUGGAACUCGACCAAGAGAGGGUCUCCUGCCUGCAGCAGUUGGUUCCCGACGGAUACACGCUGCGCGACAAGCUCAGCAUCGAGAGACAGAAGCCACGAAAGUAUCGGUUAGUGCUGCACUCAAGGUCGCGAGCCAACAAUACUGAGUUGAAAUGGCGGAGCCGCUGGAUCACGUCUGGGAAGCCACGCGGCCGCGACGCCGUCGCGGAGGGAAUAAUCAUAGACGAGGCGUGCGAAAGGGGCGGAGAUGAAAGCUCGGGUGUUGACGUCGAGACGGUGGAGGAGACCGAGCGCUUGCCGGAUGGUGGUGUCUGGGUUUGUGUCGAUGAUCUCGAGUCUGCGCUGGCAGACUUGCCCGAAGACCUGCAAGCCAGAGUGCGGAGCAAGAAAGCCUACCCUGGCGGGAGGCGGGCCAUGCUUCUCUACCAGGACGAGAGCAUAUUUCGAGCCAACGACGACCAGAGGCGCGCGUGGUAUCGGGACGGCCAGCAUGUGCCCGUGAAGAAGUCACAAGGCCAGGGGAUCAUGGUGUCGGGAAUGAUAAUCCACAACGUUGGCUUCUUCUCGGCGUCGCGGGCACAGAUCCAGGACGCGGAGCGCAACCGCAGGAAACGAUGCGCCGCCUCAGCUGCCGCGAAGCGACGGGGGGAAAACGUGAAGGUGGAGAAGUUCCGCCCCAUCGACAUGCUUCAUGAAGACGAGCAUGGACAGUACUGGUCCUACCACCUCUUCGAGUACGGCAAGAACAAGGAGGGAUACUGGACCGGGCUCAGGAUGCUGGACCACAUGUCAGACGUGCUCGACAUGUUCACAGUUCUCUACCCUGAGCACAAGCCUGUAGGCCUGUUCGACUGGUCGUCCUGUCAUGACGGCAUGGAGGUCGGCGCAUCGUCGGUGAAGAUAAUUAAUUUGGGUGUCGGUGGUGUGAGGAACGGAGAAGAGCUUGCGCCGAUGGACCCCGUGACCAUCCUCGAAGAUACCCCGAAUCUCCCAGCCGGCACGGUACAGCACUUUGUGUUUCGGAGGGGGGACGAUCCCCCCUUCCACUCCCCGCAUCUCAAGCCGGCGCAAUAUGUCGGAAAGUUGAAAGGAAUGCGGCAGAUUUUGUGGGAGAGGGGGCUCCUGGUCAAAGGCAUGAGUAAGACGGGGGGCUCGGGCGAAAAGCAGGACCUCAGCAAGAGCAUGGAGCACGUUUGGGAGAGCAGAAGGACUUCAAGGAAGUUGAUUCUAGUCUGGUGCUGUUGAUGCAGCGCCACGGGGGGGCCUGUCUCAUGCUUUUUAAGUACCACUGCGAGUGUAACCC